Messenger RNA from Austrofundulus limnaeus, 1815 nucleotides. RefSeq names its product T-box transcription factor 3a (gene tbx3a). Gene Ontology annotation, molecular function: RNA polymerase II cis-regulatory region sequence-specific DNA binding; DNA-binding transcription factor activity, RNA polymerase II-specific. Gene Ontology annotation, biological process: cell fate specification; regulation of transcription by RNA polymerase II; positive regulation of DNA-templated transcription. The record is from RefSeq and is a predicted model, not a curated record. NCBI's taxonomy places the organism in Eukaryota, Metazoa, Chordata, Actinopteri, Cyprinodontiformes, Rivulidae. The coding region runs from base 769 to 1620 and encodes 283 amino acids. Gene Ontology annotation, cellular component: nucleus; chromatin. The transcript is spliced from 3 exons.
UCUCUCUCUCCCGCUCUGCGCCCUGGCCGUCAGCGGACUCCCUUUGCUCUCGCGCUCCUCUGAAAUGUGUGUGCGCGCCCGACAGGGAGAGAAGAAGGAGUAGGAGGAAGAGGAGGAGGAGGAGGAGGAGGAGGAAUAAAGUGUGUGUGCGCGCGUGUGUGUGAGUGAGAGAGAGAGAGAGAGAGAAAGAGAGAGGGCUGCAUGUCCGGAGCAAGUAAAGGCAGAGAGAAGGGGGGGAUUAUUCGGCGCUAUCGAAAUAUUUCAACACGUCGCCCUUCGCCGCGCAGGACUGAAGCCAAUAAGAAGGAACCCAUUUCAACAGGAAUGCCGAUGUUGUAAACAGCAGCAGAGGUGGAAACAAUGCGCCGCUGUCAAUUAGCUACUUCGGUUUAAUUCGACUCCUGUCCCAAAGCGCCGCGACGGAACAGAAAAGGUGUCGGAUGCGCGUCAAAGCUCCGAGAGAAAGUCGGCGUCGCUGCGCAACUUGAAGAUUAAUGGAGGUCAUUUUUGCCUUUUCCUCCGCAGACCUUUGAUGGAAACUCCGCACAGGACUGCAGAGAUCAGCCCACAAGUCGUGAAAAAUCCUGGAUGUCUGUUGCUGCCGUGCUAAAGGAGGAGUUCUGAUUUUCUUCUUUUUUUUUCUUUUUUUUUCUUUUUAUUUUGACUCAAUUUGCUGCUCGUGAACACACACAGUGCAGUAUUUUUUUGUUUUGUUUUGUUUUGGUUUAAUCCAAAACAGUCGUCUGUAUUUUUGCUGCCUGCACUUGGAUGAACUUCCUGAUGAGAGAUCCAGUCAUACAAGGAUCAAGUAUGGCAUAUCAUCCGUUUAUACCUCACCGGGGUCCGGAAUUUGCCAUGAGUGCAAUGCUGGGUCACCAGCCCCCUUUCUUCCCGGCCCUGGCUCUCCCGCCCAGCGGCUCCCUGUCUCUGCCGGGCGCCCUGGGGAAGCCAAUCAUGGACCAGCUGAUGGGAGCCACGGACACUGGCCUGCACUUCUCCUCUCUGGGGCACCAGGCUGCUGCCGCCCACCUCAGGCCUCUGAAGACUCUGGAACCCGAGGAGGAGGUGGAGGACGACCCCAAAGUUCACCUGGAAGCCAAGGAGCUUUGGGAACUCUUUCACAAGAAGGGCACGGAGAUGGUGAUCACAAAAUCUGGAAGGCGGAUGUUCCCUCCGUUCAAAGUGAGGUGCACGGGUCUGGACAAAAAGGCCAAGUACAUCCUCCUGAUGGAUAUAGUUGCAGCAGACGACUGCAGGUACAAGUUCCACAACUCCCGCUGGAUGGUGGCGGGAAAGGCCGACCCCGAGAUGCCAAAGAGGAUGUACAUUCACCCGGACAGCCCUGCGACCGGAGAGCAGUGGAUGUCCAAGGUCGUCAAUUUCCACAAACUCAAGCUGACCAACAACAUCUCCGACAAGCAUGGAUUUGUAAGUUCAACUAAUACCAUUCUAAACUCGAUGCACAAAUAUCAGCCUCGGUUUCACAUCGUGAGGGCGAACGAUAUCCUGAAGCUGCCGUACAGCACCUUCAGGACCUACGUUUUCCCUGAAACCGACUUCAUCGCAGUGACCGCUUAUCAAAACGACAAGGUGAGUUCAAUUACUGGCUCAAAGGGCUGAGUUUUUUUUUUUUUUUUUUUUUUUUGAGACCGUAUUUAUUUCCUGGAAAUGUGGCCCGCUGGAUGUGAGUGCGUGCGUGCGUUUCCUUUCAUGCUCCUGCACCAUUUUGUUGUCAUAAAAUAUGAAAGACGCCGUGUUUGUUUGAGCGUGGUCCUGCUGGUUGUGUGUGUAGAGGAGAGUGUGUGUGUGUUGUUU